This is a messenger RNA of Eruca vesicaria subsp. sativa (arugula), 1178 nucleotides long. NCBI's taxonomy places the organism in Eukaryota, Viridiplantae, Streptophyta, Magnoliopsida, Brassicales, Brassicaceae. The record is from the annotation of a GenBank genome assembly.
AGAGCGAAACUGACUCUUGAGCAAAGUGCAAAGCCCCAUGGCAUCUCUCUGUUGCUCCACCACCACCAUCUUCUCCGGGAGGUGGUUCUCUCCACGGAUCAGAAUACAUACUCAAUUCCCAAAACUAAACUAUUUAAAGAAUCAUAAACAAUUGGUUAAAGAUCAAACGAGUUUGAUCGUUAGAUCAAUCAUAGAAGACAGAGAAGCAAUUGAUGUGAAGAAGACUGACACCUUCGAUCCACAAGAAGAGGCAAAAGGAGAAGUAGUAGAUGGAGAUACCGAUCGGUUGAUGAGUCGAGGGAUCAACGCAGCCAUAGUUCUCGCUGCGGGUACCGUUGCAGUCACCAAGCUUCUCUCCAUCGAUCAUGACUAUUGGCAUGGUUGGACUCUGUACGAGAUACUUAGGUACGCACCUGAACACAACUGGGUUGCUUAUGAGCAAAUCCUCAAAACAAACCCUGUUUUAGCGAAGAUGGCCAUCAGUGGAGUUGUUUAUUCUCUAGGAGAUUGGAUUGCACAAUGUUACGAAGGGAAACCUCUGUUUGAGUUUGAUCGAACUCGUGUUCUUAGAUCAGGUCUUGUUGGUUUCACCCUCCAUGGUUCACUCUCUCAUUAUUACUACCAAUUCUGUGAGGCUCUGUUUCCUUUUCAAGAUUGGUGGGUUGUCCCUGCAAAAGUGGCAUUUGAUCAAACCGUGUGGUCAGCUAUUUGGAACACUAUCUACUAUACAGUUUUAGGGUUAUUGCGUUUCCAGUCCCCAGAUAAGGUUUUCAGCGACAUCAAGACAACGUUUUGGCCAAUGAUCACUGCAGGGUGGAAGCUUUGGCCAUUGGCUCACUUGGUUACAUAUGGUGUGAUUCCUGUAGAUCAAAGGCUUCUUUGGGUGGAUUGUAUUGAACUCAUUUGGGUCACUAUACUGUCCACUUACUCAAAUGAAAAGGCAGAGGCGCAAACAAUAGGGGAAACAAACUCCAGUACUGAGGAGUAGGAAAUACUUGCAUGUAGCAUCAAGUUUCUAGACUGCACGGAUAAGGUGAUGAAGAACAUGAAGCACAUUUUUUCUCCUAUAUAGAUAGAAACCUAAUACAUGUAUAUAUACAUUUGAUUCAUGGAUUCCAAGAGAAAAUCAAUGUAGCAAAACUGUUGUGCGUUACAUCAAAUAUAUAACAGAAGCCAAU